GGCGGAGAGGCAUGGCGGCGGCAGCGGGGCCAGGGACCCGCACCAAGACCAAGAAGAAGCACUUCGUCCCUCAGCGGGUGAAGGUGCUGCGGUCGGCUGACCCCUUGCUGCGCGUCCUGGGGUGGGGCAUCAACCACCAGUUGCCCUACUCCAGAAUGUGGGGGGAGAAUCUGAGCUCCAAGGCAGAGUCACAAAAUAAUGCAUUUUCUGGAAUGAAGGAGGGAGCUGAUCAAUGAAUUGAGCCAGGUCCCUCAACCAGUGAUGCUGCUCCCUGAUGACUUCAAAGCCAAUUCCAAAAUAAAGGUGAACAAUCAUCUGUUCAACAGAGAAAACCUACCUGGACACUUCAAAUUCAAGGAGUACUGCCCACAGGUCUUCCGUAAUCUCCGUGAACGUUUCAGCAUUGAUGACCAGGAUUAUCAAGUCUCGUUGACACGCAGCCCACCCACAUAUGAGACUGAGGGUGGGGGACGCUUCCUCCUGUCCUAUGAUAGGACCUUGGUUAUCAAGGAGAUCUCCAGUGAAGAUGUGGCUGAUAUGCAUAGCCUUCUGUCCCAUUACCAUCAGUACAUUGUGAAGUGUCAUGGGAGCACCAUCUUGCCCCAGUUCCUGGGUAUGUACCGACUCAGUGUCGACAAUGAAGAGAGAUACAUGAUGGUCAUGAGGAACAUGUUCAGCCACAGACUUACAGUGCACAGGAAGUAUGAUCUGAAGGGUUCCCUGGUAUCUCGAGAAGCAAGUGAUAAAGAGAAGGGCAAGGAGCUGCCAACCCUGAAAGACAUUGACUUUCUAAACAUGAACCAGAAAGUAUACAUCAGUGAAGAGGCCAAGAAGGACUUCAUGGAGAAACUAAAGCGAGAUGUAGAGUUCCUAGUCCAACUGAAAAUUAUGGGCUAUAGCCUACUACUAGGGAUCCAUGAUGUGCAACGAGCUGAGCAAGAAGAUGAAGAGGAAGUGAAAGAGGAAGAUGGAGAAAGUGACCCUGUGGCAUCUGUGGGUUCCUACGGCACAUCCCCAGAGGGCAUUGGCAGCUAUUUGAAUUCCCACAAACCCCUGGGACCUGGAGACUUUGACCCCUAUAUUGAUGUAUAUGCCAUCAAAAGUGCUGAAAAUAGCCCACAAAAGGAGGUUUAUUUCAUGGGCUUGAUUGACAUCCUCACACAGUACGAUGCCAAGAAGAAGGCUGCCCAUGCAGCCAAGACAGUCAAGCAUGGGGCUGGUGCAGAGAUCUCUACGGUGCAUCCAGAGCAAUACGCCAAACGCUUUCUGGACUUUGUCACUAAUAUAUUUGCUUAGCUGUUUUACAAAACUUCUUGAUGGCCAAAGCUUAAGUUCAAAGGAUGUCCUAUUCCCUUGUAGUUCUCCUCCCUCCUCCUGCAAGGGAGGGCUUGCCCCCUGCUGUUUGGGUCAGCAGGAGAGUUGGGAUGCUACUGUGGCUGGUCUGGAGGAUGGCUGCUGAAUCAAGUGCCUUAAUUUUGAUCUUCUGUAAAAGGAAUACGGCCAAAGCACCAAAGAAGCUGUUGGAUGGCUGCUUUUGGGGGAAGCUUUUCUGGCUCCUUCUCAGAAGCAGGAGAAAGAAGGUUGGCUCUGAAUAUUCUUCCCAAUACCAACCACCUCCACCCCUUACUGUCCUAGCAGGACACUCAGUUGGUUCCUCUAGUCAGGGCAGUAUCUCAACUCGCAUAGAGAAUGAAACGGUAUCUUUAUUCCUAGACAGAAUAAUAUGCAAUAAGAAUUUAGUCCUGUGCCUUGGAAGAAGAGCAGUAUCUUCCUUGCUAACGCAGUCCAUUUAUUAUGAAGGUAUCUGACCUAGGGUCAGAUUUAUCCCUGUGAUACCCAGCGGUACUGUGUAUGUGCUUCAAACCCCCUCUGUCGAUUCUUUACCUCCCUAGCUACAUGAUUGUGCUGGGCUCUUCCACCAUUUGGGAGAGGGUUUGGUCCCUUCUAGCAAGCAGAACCCAUGUUAUUUAUGAGCACCUUUGGAGCCUAACAAUGCAGUCUGGCUCUAAUUCGGUACCACAGACUCUUCAAACCCUGUUGCCCACAUUCUGCUCCGUUAUAACAGAACCUCUCCCACACCCACUGCUUUCAGCCUUCCUAUGGCACUUUGCCUCUAUUCCUCAGAUGACAGAUGAAAAAUACUGCAGGGACUGGAAACUACCUCGAGGCUGCCAAUAGGAAUUUGGGGAUUGUCCUUUUGAGACAGUUUCCUCAGAGUUUCUGACACAGAAUUUGUCACUGCUCUGCUUGCUGUAGCACAGGAAAAUGGGGAGAUGAAAGAAACCGGAUUUUUUUUAACCCGGAUUUCAUGUACUAAAAUUUUUCCUUCACUCCAUGGGGUACUUGACCAGAUUUCAUAGCUUUAUUCCAUAGCAAGGGUCCACUAACUACUUCAUGAUGGGAUCUGUAAUGGGCUCUGGAUGCCCCAACCCACCAAAGGGAUAGCCUAUCCAGUUCCAAAGCCUGUGCUGACUUUGAAAGUCCUGCUCCACAUUUAGGUGGGAAGGCUGCUUUUUUAGGCUAGCUUUUGGGAACAGGAAGGUGUGGGAAUGCCAUGAUCAGUGCUGGGAUAUUUUCAGAUAUGUGUGUGUGUGCGCGCGUUCCUCUCUGUGUCCUGCCGUGCGUGUGUAUUUAUAUCAAACUAACAAAUCAGUAUGAUAUGAGAAAAGUCAACUCUUGUGACAGUAGCUGUUCAGAGGUGCUCUCGGGUAAGUGGAAAGUUUUUAUAGGCUUAAGGAACUGUGUGAUGUAUGAAAGAGGACAAGCCUUCACCAGUUCAGCAACAUUGGGCUCCCCAGAGAUCACCAUCCCUUUGCAUUGUUUAUUGGAGAGAGAGGCAGAGUACAAACAAGGAAAUAGAUAGAUGAAGUUCUUCUUACUCGUCUGGUACAAGGAAGUCGUCCUCUUGAUUAAAGGAAGAGACCCUUGGCUGGCUUUCCUUUCCUUUAGGCCUAAAGCAGAGUAGGUCACAUUAUGCUGUCCUAACUAUCAGUCCUCUCCCGUCUGUCCCAUUUGUGUUCUUGAGACUCUUGAGACAAUACAGCCCAGUGCCAUGGAAAUGUUCUUGUGCCCAACAGGUGUAUGUAUGUGCAUGCACUCCUUCCUAGCCCCUCUCAGCGUUUUCAUUGUACAUGAUGGUGUGUAUUUCCAGUUCAAUCUUGCAUUGAUAGAAAUAAAUUAUUGAACCUGAA
Anolis carolinensis (green anole) is the source of this 3191-nucleotide messenger RNA. RefSeq names its product phosphatidylinositol-5-phosphate 4-kinase type 2 gamma (gene pip4k2c). Gene Ontology annotation, molecular function: 1-phosphatidylinositol-5-phosphate 4-kinase activity; 1-phosphatidylinositol-4-phosphate 5-kinase activity. Gene Ontology annotation, biological process: phosphatidylinositol phosphate biosynthetic process. Lineage: Eukaryota; Metazoa; Chordata; Lepidosauria; Squamata; Anolidae. Gene Ontology annotation, cellular component: plasma membrane. The transcript has 11 exons. The record is from RefSeq and is a predicted model, not a curated record. The coding region runs from base 262 to 1296 and encodes 344 amino acids.